GUCUAGAUUCAAAUCUGAAGGUCCCCUCCCUCCCCUGUUCCUGUUUCAGUCCAGCUUGCUUCCUCUCUGUUCCUCUUCUAAGACUAGCUCUCCACCUUCUCUGUCAAAGAUCUCCAUGACCUUUGGGAUCAUCUUAAAUCCAAUCUCAUAUCUAUGAUUCUGUAUUUAACCCUCCAAGUGUUUUUGUUGACCGUUUAUUUCCUCACUUGCCCCCGCCCUACUUUACCUUGUGGAUUUUUCCGGUUAUGAGCUUGAUGAUUUGAGAAAAUGUACCAUGCAAAUUUAUAUUGAAAGGUCUCCGUUAAGGGGUUCUUUUGCUAAGCAUAGCCUUAGGUUUCAAAGGAAAAUUCUUGAAGGGCUUGGGCUUGGAAGGUCACUGCAAAGAAGUGAAGACCGCCAGAUUCGUGCCAGCAACGACAAAUUGAUGCUCACCCCGUUCGAUCUUAUCCUAGGAGAUAUGUUCAGAUCGAAGACCUCCAGAUGUGUCGACGCUUGAACACGGCUUCAACCUUGUGGGCUUCGCAACAUGCACAAAGGAAAUGGGUGAGAUUCAUUGUCUGGCCAAAAAGAGCUGGUUGAGGAUGAUAUUGGAGAUGGAUGAACAGGGAUGAGGAAGUGGUUAACUGUGAAAUGGUGUGAUUCGGUCUGUGAGGGAGAUUGGAAGUGGUGAUGACGGUUGUUUUUGACUGAUUUGUGAGGGGAUGAAGAGGGGUGGACCCACCAGGAGGUGCUGGAAAAUAGACGACGUCAGCGAAUGCGGCAGAGGUUUUGAUGGCUCUUCCGGCAAUGAUGAAAGGAGAGAACGGAAAUCAGAUUUUGAAAACUCAGAGGAAGACAGGAAGACUAGAAUUGGGAAUCUAAAGAGGAAAGCAAUGAAGGCAUCUAAAAAAAUCAGACGUUCUCUCCAUAAGAAGAAGAGUAAAAAUAGCGGUGAAGAGAUUUCUGCUGCAAUUGAGGAUGUUCGGGAUGUUGAGGAGCUGCAGGUUGUAGAUGCUUUUAGACAGGCACUCAUUGCGGAUGACUUGCUUCCUGCAAGACAUGAUGAUUAUCACAUGUUGCUGAGGUUCUUAAAAGCAAGGAAGUUUGACAUUGAGAAAGCAAAGCAAAUGUGGGCCAAUAUGAUUCAGUGGAGGAAGGACUUCGGCACUGACACAAUUAUGGAGGAUUUUGAGUUUAAUGAGUUGAAUGAAGUUCUCAAGUACUAUCCCCAGGGUUACCAUGGUGUAGAUAAAGAGGGUAGGCCUGUCUACAUUGAAAGACUAGGGAAAGUUGAUCCCAGCAAACUUGUGCAAGUGACCACUAUAGAACGAUAUUUGAAAUAUCAUGUGCAGGAGUUUGAAAAGAGUUUUGUAAUUAAGUUUCCUGCUUGCUCUAUUGCUGCAAAAAGACACAUAGAUUCAAGUACAACUAUUUUGGAUGUGCAAGGAGUGGGUUUGAAAAACUUUACCAAGUCUGCACGAGAAAUCAUCAUACGUCUACAAAAGAUUGAUAGUGACAACUACCCUGAGACACUUUGCCGAAUGUUUAUAAUUAAUGCUGGUCCUGGUUUUAAGUUGCUCUGGAACACGGUGAGAUCUUUUCUUGAUUCUCAAACAGCCAGCAAGAUUCAUGUUUUUGGCAAUAAGUUCCAGAACAAAUUACUUGAAAUAAUAGAUGCAAGUGAGUUGCCCGAAUUUCUGGGUGGGAGCUGUACAUGUGCUGAUCAGGGAGGUUGUAUGAGAUCUGACAAGGGGCCAUGGAAAGAUCCAAACAUUCUAAAGAUGGUUGAGAAUGGUGAAGCACUAUAUUCCAGACAAAUAGUAACAUUUUCAAACAGUGAAUCUGAUAAGCAACGUUAUCCACUGAUAAAAACUGGUGAUACAUCUACCGCAGAGUCAGGAUCUGAAGUGGAAGAUGUUGCAUCUCCUAAACCAACUAGGAGUUAUUUGCUCCCAAGCUUGACUCCUGUCUGUGAAGAAGCUAGGGUUAUUGGUAAGGCAAGUCCUGCUAGAGGCUUCUUAGAAUAUGAUGAAUAUGUACCCAUGAUUGACAAGACUGUAGAUGGUGGAUGCAAGAAACAAGUGCUCUCUCAAGAGCCACAUACGUCCAGAGGAACACUACCUCCACCAAGUGUAGAAAAAUCUCCAGAAGGAUUAUUUGCUUGUAUUUGGGCUCUGCUCAUGGCAAUCUUCAUAGCAUUCCUCUCUGUCAUCCAUUCAUUUCCAAUUUGGUUGACUAAGAAAAACCCUGAGCCUAAUUCUGUCUGUGAUGCUUCUGAUCCAACUCUUGAACCAAUGCUCAAGGAGGAGUCCCGUCCCCCUUCUCCUGCUCCAGGAUUUACUCAGGCAGACCUGCUCUCGUCUGUAUUGAAAAGGCUGGGUGAACUUGAAGAGAAGGUUGACAUGCUACAGAUGAAGCCUUUUCAAAUGCCUUAUGAGAAAGAGGAGUUGCUGAAUGCUGCUGUUUGUCGGGUGGAUGCACUAGAAGCUGAGCUAAUUUCUACAAAAAAGGCUUUGCACGAAGCUUUAAUCAGACAAGAAGAGCUUCUUGCAUAUAUAGAUAGACAAGAGGAAGCCAGAUUUCGGAAAAAGAAGUUUUGCUGGUGAAGAAGAGUUUUGUGUACAGGAGGAAAUGUGCCAUUGUUCAUUCAUGUCCUUAGCUCGUCUUUUGGAGAAGCGCUGAUGCUAAUACACACAAGGUCCCUAUUUUAUACAUGAUAAAUAAAAUAUUUGUUUUGCGCUCAGAAGAUGCAUACAACUUUGAGGUGGUAUAAAAUAUGAAACUUCGAUGUAAAUUUACAAAUUACAACAGAGAAGAAGGAUAUAUAACAGCAGUACAUUGACUUCCUACUAAUUUAUUGAACUCAGAAGAUGUAUAUUCAAUGCCUUGAAUUCAGAUUUCGUUGGAUUUUUUUUC
Hevea brasiliensis (rubber tree) is the source of this 2895-nucleotide messenger RNA. RefSeq names its product phosphatidylinositol/phosphatidylcholine transfer protein SFH8. The transcript is spliced from 14 exons. Lineage: Eukaryota; Viridiplantae; Streptophyta; Magnoliopsida; Malpighiales; Euphorbiaceae. Bases 702 to 2585 code for a protein of 627 amino acids. The record is from RefSeq and is a predicted model, not a curated record.